GGUGAUUGGUAGAUAACUGUACCUUCAAAUCAUGUUUUCUCUCAAAGAGUUGCUUCCAUCAUUGCUCUCAGCUACUUUUGUGAUGCUAGUAAGUUCCGUAGUAAAAGAACUCAUACCUCCUGUAAUCCGCGAUUAUCUCUUCGCCAUCUUUAGGCGUCGAUUCACUUUCAUUAUUAAAGAGAAAUGUGAUCUCGAUAGAAAUGAAAUCUUUGAAGCUGCCACAACCUACCUACGUUCCAAGGUUACUAGUGAUUCAACAAAAUGUCUCGAAGCAAGCAAAACCAUUAGGCAAAAGAAACCAACCUUUGAUAUUGCAAUGGGUCAAGAGGUUCUUGAUCGCUUUGGAAACAUUGAGCUCAAAUGGAAGCUUAUGGAAAAAGGAGAUCUCACUAAGCAAAAUCGUCAGGUAUUUUUUGAGCUUUCCUUUGAGAAAAAAUUUGAAGAGAUUGUGCGAGAGUCUUAUUUUCCUGAAAUAAUAAGACGUUCUGAGACUAUAAAAAAAGAAGAAGAGAUGGUAAAGCUUUAUAGCCGUGAAUCUGGCUGUCUUGAUGGUCGUGCAUGGAGGUCUGUUAAUCUUGAACAUCCAGCUACAUUUGAGAAGCUGGCAAUGGAACCAGAGCUGAAGAAGAUGGUCAAGGAUGAUUUGGACAGGUUUGUUAGAAGGAAGGAGUUGUAUAAGAAAGUUGGCAAGGCAUGGAAGCGAGGGUAUUUGAUUUAUGGCCCUCCGGGUACCGGCAAAUCAAGCUUGAUUGCUGCCAUGGCUAAUUAUCUCAAGUUUAAUAUCUAUGAUUUGAACCUUUCCGGUAGGUUGUCUGAUUUGCAGUUGAGAAAAAUUUUGCUUUCUACAUCUAAUCGUUCAAUACUGGUAAUUGAAUUCGAGGAUAUAGAUCGCGCUGCAGAGUUGAAUGAUCGAGAGCGACGUGAUGAGUUGUUCACACUAUCGGGUUUAUUGAACAUCAUAGAUGGAUUAUGGUCGAGCUGUGGAGAUGAGCGCAUUAUUGUGUUCACCACCUAUCAUAAGGAUCGGCUUGAUCCUGCUUUGUUGUGCCCAGGGCGCAAGGACUUGCACGUGCACAUGUCAUACUGCACCAUGGAUGGGUUCAAGCUGUUGACUUCUAAUUAUCUGGAUAUCAAUGGUGACCACCAACUCUAUAGACAGAUUGAAGGAUUGUUGGCGAAUGUAGAGGUUACCCCAGCUGAAAUUGCAGAGGAACUUUUGAAGAGUAGUGGUAAUAGUGAUGAUGUUGUUCUCGCAGGACUAGUCAAAUUUUUCAAGCAAAAGAAACUUGAGAAAGCAAAGGCCGCAAAGGUAAAGGAACUUUUGAAGAGUGGUGAUACAGAUGUUGAUGUUGAAGGAUUUGUGAAAUUUCUCAAGCAGAAAAAACUUGAGAAUGCAAAGGCUGCAGAGGCAUGGCAACUUUUCAGUGAUGAUAUUGAUGUUGAUGUUGAUGUUGAUGAAGGAUUUGUCAAACUUUUAAAGCGAAAAUAUUUUGACUAUUCACAACUUAAUUAG
Messenger RNA from Quercus lobata, 1513 nucleotides. RefSeq names its product AAA-ATPase At2g18193-like. NCBI's taxonomy places the organism in Eukaryota, Viridiplantae, Streptophyta, Magnoliopsida, Fagales, Fagaceae. Gene Ontology annotation, molecular function: ATP hydrolysis activity; ATP binding. The record is from RefSeq and is a predicted model, not a curated record. The transcript has 2 exons. Bases 32 to 1513 code for a protein of 493 amino acids.